Brienomyrus brachyistius is the source of this 1578-nucleotide messenger RNA. RefSeq names its product TGF-beta activated kinase 1/MAP3K7 binding protein 1 (gene tab1). Bases 92 to 1561 code for a protein of 489 amino acids. The record is from RefSeq and is a predicted model, not a curated record. Gene Ontology annotation, cellular component: cytosol. Gene Ontology annotation, biological process: protein dephosphorylation. Gene Ontology annotation, molecular function: protein serine/threonine phosphatase activity. NCBI's taxonomy places the organism in Eukaryota, Metazoa, Chordata, Actinopteri, Osteoglossiformes, Mormyridae. The transcript is spliced from 11 exons.
CACUGCAGCGUGUGCUGUGUGAUACGGAGCCGGAGGAAGUGGAAGCGCAGACUGCGGCGGGGCGGUGCUCCGCUCCGCUGUUCCGCUCAAGAUGGCGCAACGGAGGAGCCUGAUGCACAGCCAGCAGAGCUGGACUGAUGACCUCCCGCUGUGCCACCUGUCUGGCGUGGGGGCAGUCGCCAAUAGCAUCUACGGUCCGGAUGGGAAGAGCACGCAGGGUCACCCCAACGAAGACGGCCACUUCAGGUUCAGGGGGGAGGAUGGCUGUUACCUGUACGGGGUCUUCAACGGCUUCGAAGGCAGCGCUGUGGCCAGUUUUGUGAACCAGCGGCUGCCUGCUGAGCUGCUGCUAGGCCAGCUGACCACCAGCCACUCGGAUGCUGACGUCAGGCGGCUCCUCCUGCAGGCAUUCGACGUCGUGGAGAAAAGCUACUUCGAGACGAUCGACGACGCCUUGGCCGAGAGGGCACACCUGCAGUCGCAGCUGCCAGAGGGGGUGCCCUUGCACCAGUUGUCCCCACAGAAUCAGAAACUGUUGGAGAAGUUGGACAUGCUGAAGCAGGAGGUGUCGGGCGGAGCUACUGCCGUGGUGGCCCUAAUUCUCAACCACAAGCUCUACGUAGCCAACGUAGGUACCAACCGGGCUCUGCUGUGCAGAUCUUCCAGCGACGGUCAGAACCAGGUGAUGGAGAUUGGCCGGGCCCACACCACGGAUAACGAAGACGAGCUCCUCCGACUCUCCCAGCUGGGGCUCGACUCGUCACGUCUGCGCCAGGCUGGGCUAGUUGCUGGCCAGAGCAGCACUCGGAGGAUUGGAGAUUACAGGGUCAAGUUUAACUACACAGAUAUCGAGCUGCUGAGCACAGCUAAGAGCAAACCAAUCAUAGCUGAGCCAGAGAUCCAUGUGCAGUCAUUGGAGGGAGUUAAUGGGUUCCUCCUGCUCAUGUCUGAGGGACUUAUCAAAGCCCUGGAGGCGGCACAUGGCCCUGAACAAGCCAAUCAGGAGAUCGUGGCCAUUGUGGCGGCCGAGCUGGCCCAACAGAACAGCCUGGAGCAGGCGGCUCAGUGUGCAGUGGAGCGGGUACGGCGGCUUCACCACGACGCCUUUGCCAGUGGACGCCAGCGGGGGGCACACUGCUCGCGGCACGAGGACAUGACCCUGCUGGUGCGCACGCUGAACUACGCCCUGCCCGACAGCGCCCUCACCCCCACCCAGGGGGGCCGGAUCUACCCGGUAUCAGUGCCCUACUCCAACAGCCAAAGCACCAGCAAAACCAGUGUUACGCUGUCCCUGGUGAUGCCCUCCCAGGGGACUCUCACGAACGGGACCAACACCGCCUCAACGCUGGACGGAGGCACGCCCACUGGGCAGAGUCCCACAGCCACCCUACAGUCCACCAACACCCACACCCAGAGCUCCAGCUCCAGCUCGGGGGACGGCAGCCUGUUCAGGCAGAGGGGCCGCCAGGCCGCCCAGCCCGACGAGACCGGCCGCGUGCCGCCCUAUGUGGACUUCACCCAGUUCUACAAGCUAUGGGGGGGCGAGCACUGCGAGAGCUAGAAGGGGCUGGCGGGUGG